UCGGGAAGAGAAGAGGGAGGCAGGCUGCUGCAGCUAAUCCGCGCCAGUUUGUCUCUAAGUCGUGUUGUCUGUUUCGUUUCAGGUCACCAACCAGUUUCUCAAACAAUUAGGUCUACAUCCUGACUGGCAGUUUGUCGAUGUUUACGGAAUGGAUCCUGAACUCCUUAGCAUGGUGCCAAGACCAGUCUGUGCAGUGUUACUUCUCUUCCCUAUUACAGAAAAGUAUGAAGUUUUCAGAACAGAAGAGGAGGAAAAAAUAAAAUCUCAGGGACAGGAUGUUACAUCAUCAGUAUAUUUCAUGAAGCAAACAAUCAGCAAUGCCUGUGGAACAAUUGGACUGAUCCAUGCUAUUGCGAACAAUAAAGACAAGAUGCACUUUGAAUCUGGAUCAACCUUGAAAAAAUUCCUGGAGGAGUCAGUGUCAAUGAGCCCUGAAGAACGAGCCAGAUACCUCGAGAACUAUGACGCUAUUCGAGUUACUCAUGAGACCAGUGCCCAUGAAGGUCAGACUGAGUCCUCCUCGCCAUCCUCAUCACAGCCUCAUUCUAGCCACUGCAGAACGAAGUCCUCAUCAUUGUGUCACCAUGCAUCCCUGCCCUGGGUCAAACGUAACCAUGUAGGCCCUGCAAAGGCUACCAGUCCAUCUCUCCGUCUUCGUCGCUGGCGACCCUUCUUACGCCUACCAUCUUUGGGUCUCCAUUCUGUUGCACCAAGUAUAGAUGAAAAAGUAGAUCUUCAUUUUAUUGCAUUAGUACAUGUAGAUGGGCACCUCUAUGAAUUAGAUGGACGGAAACCAUUUCCAAUUAACCAUGGGAAAACUAGUGAUGAAACUUUAUUAGAGGAUGCCAUAGAAGUUUGCAAGAAGUUUAUGGAACGUGACCCUGAUGAAUUAAGAUUUAAUGCAAUUGCUCUUUCUGCAGCAUAGCUUGUUGAUGAUGGAAAUACCAAAUACUGUAUUAUUUGCAACAAAAGUUAAACUUCCGCUGCCAUACACUAACUCAGAAAUUUUGAUAUUUUCAUUAACUUGACUGAUUAAAAAUUUAUGUGAAUUAAAAUUUGA
Messenger RNA from Marmota monax (woodchuck), 1060 nucleotides. It is a transcript of the gene Uchl3, whose product is annotated as ubiquitin C-terminal hydrolase L3. The coding region runs from base 149 to 925 and encodes 258 amino acids. Gene Ontology annotation, molecular function: cysteine-type deubiquitinase activity. The record is from RefSeq and is a predicted model, not a curated record. Gene Ontology annotation, cellular component: cytoplasm. The transcript has 9 exons. Gene Ontology annotation, biological process: ubiquitin-dependent protein catabolic process; protein deubiquitination. Lineage: Eukaryota; Metazoa; Chordata; Mammalia; Rodentia; Sciuridae.